AUGUUUGACAGCAAGGCCAGCAUGGCAUCCAUUCGUUUGGUGGAGGUUGCGGCCCACCACAUCCUGGUAGUCAGCCUCGUGGCGACCCCCGUGUGGCUCCUAGGUUAUGUCCUCUACCAGAGGUUCUUUUCGCCCUUGGCAAAGGUCGAUGGGCCCUUCUGGGCAUCCCUGACCUCCAUCUGGAAAUUACAAAGUUUCAGCAAGGGCGAUUUCCACGAGACCAUCGUCGCCUUGCACCAGAAAUAUGGACCGAUAGUGCGCAUCGCUCCGACAGAAGUCAUCGUCUCGGACAAGACAGCCAUUAGGGAGGUCUACAGUACCACCCAUGGGAGGGAUUAUUUGAAGACAGAUUACUAUGAUGCCUUUACUGCUUUCCGGCCAACCAUCUUCGGCCAAAGAGAUCCCCACCUCCAUGCCCAGAGGAAGCGAAUCGUCUCCCAUGGAUACUCCAUGAACGCGCUGCAGUCCAUGGAGAAGUUUGUCCAGGAGCGUGUGCGGCUAUUCAUGGGCAAGAUGGCCACGUUCUCGUCCACGGGGGAGCGGCUCAACCUGGGGAAAUGGUGCCAUUUCUUCGCAUUCGAUGUCAUUGGGGAGCUGGCCUUUAGCGAGGGUUUCGGCAUGCUGGAAAGCGGUGUCGAGGACGAGCAUAUCCGCCUUAUCAACAACCAGAUGGAGUUUGGCUCGACAAUUGGCAUGCUGCCGUCGCUUAUUCCUUUUACCAAAUGGACCUUCCUUCCGCUUCCCUGGCUGCGAAAUCUGCAGGCCGGCCGCGAGAGGCUCAAAGAACUCACCAGGUCCCGCGUUGAGCGCCGCAGGGAGAAGGUCAGUGACCGGAAGGACCUGCUUGGCCGCCUCAUUGAAGCCAAAGACCCGGUGACAGGGCAGAUGCUGGAUCCAAUCGACCUACGUACGGAAGCCUUCUCAAGCAUCGUCGCGGGAUCAGACUCGACCUCGUCCGCUCUGGGCUACACAUUUUACCACGUCCUAGGCCACCCAUCCGUAUACCAGAAACUCACCAAAGAAAUCCGCGACGCCUUCCCGAACCGCUGCUAUUCCACCGACGCGGAACCGCCUACGUAUGCCGAACUAGGCCGUCUCCCGUACCUCCAGGCGUGCAUCAAGGAGUCCCUCCGCCUCACCCCGCCAGCAACGAUCAACCUGCCCCGAUACGUGCCCGAAGGCGGCCGCGUCAUCGCAGGGACAUACCUCCCAGGCAGGACCACGGUCGGCAUAUCCGCCGUCCCAGUCCACCUCGACCGCACCGCCUUCGGCGCCGACGCAGCGCAGUACAACCCCUCGCGCUGGAUCGACGGCACCGCCGCCCCCGACGGCUCGCUUCUGAGCCCCGAGGAGAUGCAGCGCUACUGGAUCCCCUUCGGCCAGGGAAGCAGGCAGUGCAUUGGGAAGAACGUCGCCAUGUUGGAGCUGAUCAAGCUCGUCGGCACCCUGCUCCUCUAUUUCGACGUCGAGGCCCGGGGCUCGGACAAUGGGCUGGAUGGGGUAGAUCAUGUCGAGAUACCCUCGUCACAGUCGUAUUUCUUCGCGAGAAUGAGCAACCCGCUUUUCGUCACCGUCAAGGAGCGGGAGUAGGGCGAUGCACCCGGUGGAUUAGGGAGAGGGAGGGCGGGAGAAGUAUGGGAUUUUAGACGCAGAGGCCGAGAGACAGAACGGCAGAUUUAGGUAGCUCGAUUGGGUUUAUUUGAGCAUAUCCCCUACUUGCAGGAAUGCAAGCUUGGGCUGUUAUCUUGGAGAAGUCCACAUAUCUCACCUCUGCAGCGUGCGUCAAGUGAAAAGG
This is a messenger RNA of Phialemonium atrogriseum, 1795 nucleotides long. Its product is annotated as cytochrome P450. The coding region runs from base 1 to 1590 and encodes 529 amino acids. The record is from RefSeq and is a predicted model, not a curated record. Gene Ontology annotation, molecular function: monooxygenase activity; heme binding; iron ion binding. NCBI's taxonomy places the organism in Eukaryota, Fungi, Ascomycota, Sordariomycetes, Cephalothecales, Cephalothecaceae. The transcript has 8 exons.